This is a messenger RNA of Corylus avellana, 1654 nucleotides long. Its product is annotated as melianol synthase CYP71BQ5. Gene Ontology annotation, molecular function: monooxygenase activity; oxidoreductase activity, acting on paired donors, with incorporation or reduction of molecular oxygen; heme binding. The record is from RefSeq and is a predicted model, not a curated record. NCBI's taxonomy places the organism in Eukaryota, Viridiplantae, Streptophyta, Magnoliopsida, Fagales, Betulaceae.
CUCCCAUUCCCCCUCUCUGUCUUCAGAACAGAGUUUCUGCGGUUUUCCCUCAUGUUUCAUUUCCAAGGUCUCUCCUUUCCUCUUUCUUCAUGGCUCUUCUUCUCCUUCUUCAACCUUUUCAUCCUGUUUAUUUGUUGGAAAAGAUGUAAAGCCAGAGGCCAAGUUCUCCAGAAGCUUCCCCCAGGACCAUGGAAACUGCCUCUUAUAGGGAACCUGCACCAGCUGGCUUUUUCAUCCCUACCACAUCGUUCCAUGAGAGACUUGGCCAAGAAACAUGGACCCAUUAUGCAACUGCAACUGGGUGAGGUGUCGGCCAUAAUCAUUUCAUCACCAGAUUUAGCCAAACAGGUGCUCAAGACACAUGACACUGCAUUCGCAAAUCGGCCUAGCGCUCUUGCUGCUGAAGUUUUGUCUUAUGGGUAUUCAGGUAUUGUCUUUACUCCCUACGGUGAUUAUUGGAGACAAAUUCGAAAGAUUUGUGUCGUGGAGCUCCUAAGUGCUAAGCGUGUCCUGUCGUUUAGAUCUGUACGAGAAGAAGAGGCGUGUAAUCUUGUGGAAUCAAUUUCAUUGUCCGGGUCCGGGGGAUUUCCGAUCAAUCUCAGCGAGAAAAUCUUCUCCUUCACAAAUAGAAUUGCUUCCAGGGCGGCAUUUGGGAAGAAAUGCAAGUAUGAAAAAGAAUUCAUAUCGUUGGUCAGGGAAGGUUUUAGUCUCAGUGGAGGCUUUAAUGUGCCUGAUCUUUUCCCUUCAUUGAAGUUCCUUGCUUUCCUUACUGGGAUGAAGCCUGCGUUGGAGAAACUACACAGAAAGAUGGACAAGAUUCUCGAGGAUAUAAUCGAGGAGAAGAUGCAAACAAUUACAACUACCAAAGAUGAUGAUAUAGUUGAUGUGCUUCUUCAACUUCGGGAGACGGGCGGGGUUGACUUUAAUAUCACCACAAACCACAUCAAAGCUGUCACUCUGGACGUUGUCUCUGGAGCAAGUGAAACUUCAGCAACUACAAUAGAAUGGGCAAUGUCAGAAUUGUUGAGAAACCCAAGAGCAAUGGAGAAGGCACAAGCUGAAGUGCGACGAGUCUUUGAGGGGAAGAGGAACAUUGAUGAGACAGACAUAGAGAAACUAGAUUACUUGAAAUUUGUUGUCAAAGAAACUCUGCGAUUACACCCUCCUGGUGCCUUACUCCCAAGAGAAUCAAGGGAAAAGUGUGAACUUAGUGGAUAUAUGAUUCCAAGCAACACAAAAGUAGUCAUUAAUGUUUGGGCCAUCGGUAGAGAUCCAGAAUAUUGGAUUGAUGCUGAUUGCUUUCGCCCAGAGAGGUUCCACAGCUCUUGUAUUGAUUUUAAAGGAACAAAAUUUGAAUACAUUCCUUUUGGAGAUGGUAAGAGGAUAUGUCCAGGCAUAUCAUUUGCUUUAGCUACCAUUGAACUUGCUCUUUCUCAGUUGUUGUAUCGCUUCAACUGGAAACUCCCCAAUGAUAUCAAACUAGAAGAACUUGACAUGUCUGAAUUUCUCGGAUUAUCUUGUAAGAGAAAUAAUGAUUUGCACUUAGUUGCCACACCUUGGAUUCCUCUUAGUUAAAGGAACCGAAUAGGGAUGUUGUUUUUAAUCGUGUUGGCAAACAAUACUUUACGCUUUUGUGUUUAAUCGUGUUUGCUUU